ACAGGUCUACGUUUGACAUUAUAUUAAAAUGCUAAUACAAGCCAUUUGAGCUAUUAAAUGCUGUUUGUUACUAUAAAACGUGCUGAUAAUAAUACAGGUGGCACACCAAGAAGACAAACGAUUUAAAGAUGAGCAAAAAUGACUCUCCAGUAGUUUACUGUGGUCAAUAAUAACAUAAAGACAGAUUUGAGUGACAACAUAGAAACACAAACGCAACAUACUGUAAACAUUAAUAAACAAAAAUAUCUAUAAUUUUACUUUUGAAAAAAAAAAAUUAGCCUAACUCAAAACAUUGAACAUCUAACUUAUUAGGCCUAUGUAUUGUCUUUUAUGACAUUAACAUACAGUAUGUAUUGGAAUAUGUAUUGUACAGAUUACCUUGGCUGUGUAAAGACACCUUUAGAGUUAAUCAGUUGAGGUUUUAUAUCAUUUUCAUAUUCUUUUUCCAUUAAAAUUACUAGCCUUUACAGUGUAAAUAGCCAUGCUAUCGACUGAAAAGUAAAUGCAAAGCCAAGACAAUACCACCCACAGAAUUAUUUAUUUAUAUUACUCGUAUUUCCUUUUAAAGAUCUUACAGUUUGAAUUAUUUAAUUCUAUGAAGGGUGUAACAGCUGCUGUAAAGGCAUGUCUGUUUGACCAAGAACUGUGAUGUUUUAAAUGUUUAUGUGUAUCAAAUUGAUUUUACACACAGCACACGUUAGGACAUUACUUUAAUAAUUUCCCUAAAGAGACCAUCACCACUUAGCUUUGAAGCGUGGAGAUACUGAGUACAUCUGCUAUUGCAUAAUAGAUGCGUUACAAAUCACAAAAGGGAAAUCAUUACUGGUACUCUGGUCAGAAAUCCCCAUGAGAAUGAAUGAGGAGUCUGAGAUGUCUGGCUUCUAUCUCAAUACUUAAUUAUGCUUCUUGUGAAAUUAUAGCAUGAUGAACUGCUUUUAGUCCAUCAUUCUAAAGCUGUCAUUUUUCAAAGACUAGAAAGUUAAUUAGUUGUAAUAAUGUAAUAUUUAAACAAGCAGGUAUACAAUUUUAAAAUUGUCUGCAUUAUAGUUGUCAAGUAGGCCUACCAAUGACUCCUGUCAGAACAUGCCAUGUGGUAGCUAAGAGAUCAAACUAAACAAACACAGACUACAGGGAAACAGUUCACAAGUAGGUAAAGAUUUCCGCUUUACUUUGCAUUUUAUAUUAAGGCCUAUAUAUUCUAUAUAUAGCCCACAUACAUACACAACUCAACUAAAGGGUUACUUUUUUCUUUCUUUUGUCCUUGUGGCUGUGUUAUGAUGGAUGUCUAUGAAAUCUGUAAAUACUCAGUCAAAAGGAUUCACCUCUGUUAAAUGAAUACUGUACUUUAUUUAUGUGUUCAUCAGGGUGAAACUGUACUCAGCGGCAGAUAAUCAAUAGCUGAUGUAGUUUGCUGGAGUCCUUGAGUUAUGCUCACUACAGUUAAUGCAAUGGAAGAGAAAAUAGUGCUGUCUUCCAAAGGCAUUUGAUUCAGUUCAUUUCGACAGUAUGGCUCUUUACUGUAGUUUAUUUUAUGAAGUAAAGCAUUAUCAGACUCUGUUUACUAAUUCUACUAUACAUUUUAUGAUAUUAAAUUACAUCAAAUAAGUUCACAUUACACUGAGAUGUCACAGGCUGUUUGCCUGUGAUGAAGAGAGCUUUUUAAAAUUAAGUUUCUGGAGACCAGCUUUUGAAAAUAAAAAUUCUUUAUUGCCAGAUUACUUUACUUUAACAAUUGGGGGCUUGACUGUUAAUGUUUAAAGGCCUAAAAAAUGAGUUGUAGUUGUGUAAUUACGUUUUGAAUUAAAUGUUUAUAGGACAUAUGGAGAGCCCCAUGACCAAUCAGGAACGCACUCGAAGCAUUCUACUGGAACAAGCCUUGAAGAUCAGGGACGAUGUGAUGACUGCAACCCAGGGUUCAGUCCGGAUGGAGUCUUCUGCUAGAAAACUACUGGAGAACCACAUUCAGAUCAUAACUCACAUUGUCAAACAGCUCAGCAAAGACAUCCAGGUGCUGGAAGCCCAGAUUAUUGAGAGAGACAACCUUGCUGCAGGGACAACUUUUGCAGUAAAGAGCUUGGAUCACAAGAACAUGACGGGUAUUGGGGAUCUCAGAGGCAGAGUGGCAAGAUGUGAUGCUAGCAUUGCAAAAUUGUCAUCAGAUGUUAGUGCUGGAUGUCAGGAUAUCCUGAAACUCCAGCAGGAAGUGAACGAGUUACACUCUGGGCUGGAACUGAAGCUGAAAGACAUGGAGCUCAAGCUGUCUCAGGAUGUAGGAAAACUAGAGGUGUCACUGUCAGAGAAGUUCAUUUCCCAGAGGAACACCACUGGAGAUUUACAGAAGGAGAUACAACGACUGGAUCUGAAGAUCUCUAGUGGUCUGAGGGAGGUGGAGGAGCAGACAGUGAAACUGAGGAAGUGGGCAGAGGAGCAGAUGAAAAACACAGUUCAAUCACACACACAGAGCAGCCAGCAGCUGCACAGACAGCUGCAGGAUAGAGCGGCUGAAGUGGAAAGCAUGAUAAAGGAGAACAUGGCUCUUCUCUCUGGUCAUAUGGAGAGGUUGGAGGCAGAGUUGGAGAAGGUGCGAUCAUCUGACAGGACCAAGCGCACAGAGAACAAACUCAACAGCAAGAUCAACACUUUAGAGCAGUCCUUCAGAGAAGAACUAGAGCAGAUGAGGAGCGAGUACCAGUCAGGGUUCCAGGCGGUUCAUGAUGCCAUUGCGUCUUUGAGACACAUCGGCGACACCAAAGCCAAGCUGGACAAAGGAGAGCUGCAAAGAGACAUUAGACAGAUCCAGAGAAACAUGGUAGGACUGAAGGAGCCCUGAUUGGAUUAUUCUUUUAGAAGACAUAUAUGCUGGAAUAUACAACCUGUGUGAGAACACAAAGUAUAAUUCAGCGAAAUGUGGGCAGAUGGACAAUAUAAUCAAAUAAGUUCUGCAAUUGUUUUCUACAAUGAAAAAAAAAAAAGGAUUUAGCCAGUUUGCAUGAGGUCAUUUCCUUUAAAUCUUUUUGCCAGACCAGACUUUAAAGUCAGAUUCUGAGUGAACAAUCAUAGUUGAUGAAAUUC
This is a messenger RNA of Cyprinus carpio (common carp), 3072 nucleotides long. RefSeq names its product protein FAM81B-like. The record is from RefSeq and is a predicted model, not a curated record. NCBI's taxonomy places the organism in Eukaryota, Metazoa, Chordata, Actinopteri, Cypriniformes, Cyprinidae.